AGGAAGCUUAGCUUAGAUCAGUCGGUGUCUCUCGGUGGGUCAGGGUAACCUCACCAGUCUAAAAAAAACACUUUUUACAACCAGAUACGGGAUCUCUCGGUAAAAAAUGGCCCCUAAAACCAUAAAAAUGGCUUUGUCCAACAUGCUGGCGGACCUGAAGAAGGAGGACUUGGCGAGGUUCUGCAGCCAGCUUGUGGACCGGAGAGAAGAGCCCCGAGUCAGGCGCAACAGGGUGGAGGGUAAAAGCUUCCUGGAGAUCGCAGAUGUCCUGGUUUCAACUUUUACCGAGGAGGGUGCUGUUGAUGUGGCUAAAGAGAUCCUGAACGACAUCGACUGCCAAAACGACGCAAAAGACCUCGAUGAAGAUACCAGGGAACUCCUUUCAAAAUCUGUUUCUACUGGCACUGCAAGUUCCCCCGCUGGAGCAGCUAGUGGAAAUACCAAGGCAGAUGAAAAGCACUUUGUGGAUAAACACAAGGUCCAGCUGAUCCAGAGAGUGAGCAACACUGAUUGCAUUUUGGAUGGGCUCUUUGACCACGAUGUCAUCCCACAAGAAGUUUAUGAUAGGAUCAGGGCUCUACCUACCAGUCAGGCGAGGGUGAGGGAGCUCUACUGUGGUCCCCUGAAAGCUGGUCAGGACUGCAAAAACGUCUUCUACCAACUUCUUGAGCAACAUGAGAAAUUUCUCGUGGACGACCUCAAGAAAAAUCACUAAAUGUUGUGGUGAAAUCCAUUUUUAAGACCAAACAUACACAGUCUACCUGAACCUUUCUCUGUGUCGUUUACAACAAAUUGCUGACAUUUCCCAUCAGGUUUCAGGAAUACAUGCAGCAAAUGUUUCAUAGAUAAUUAUGGAAGAAAUGAAUUAAGAAUCUGACCACACACUCCUUGUUUUAUAUUAUGAGCAUAAAUGGAAACAGAAAUCUUUUAAUGUUUGUAUGUCAGCUCACUUUUAUUAU
This is a messenger RNA of Scomber japonicus (chub mackerel), 959 nucleotides long. RefSeq names its product apoptosis-associated speck-like protein containing a CARD. The record is from RefSeq and is a predicted model, not a curated record. NCBI's taxonomy places the organism in Eukaryota, Metazoa, Chordata, Actinopteri, Scombriformes, Scombridae. The coding region runs from base 107 to 715 and encodes 202 amino acids. The transcript has 4 exons. Gene Ontology annotation, biological process: regulation of apoptotic process; inflammatory response; innate immune response.